AUGGGACAAGUCAGGAAAAGACCCCAAGACGAGGAUUCCUCUUCCUCCUCCUCCAAAAUUGACCCCAACAAUAAGCACUACCGCCGUCACAGCAGCCACUCUCCGUCAUCCGCAACAAAUGAUUUUGGCCCCCGCCCUCAUUACAAUUCCCAUCAACAAAUAAUGGGUAAGCGCUCAAAAUUCAUCUCAUACCUUGAAGUCCCCUCUUUGACCCCCAAGGUGAAAAUCCUUUGUGAAAUCAUAUCUAACACUCCCUCUGCGAGUGUGGAGAAGUUGCUUGAAGAUACGGGCAUCCGGGUGUCACAAGAAGACGUAGAGGAGGUGCUCAAACUGUCAUAUGGGUUCGCGGGCCCGGCAGUGAAGUUCUUUCGAUGGUCCGGGUUCCAGUUGAAUGAUAAGCACAGUCCGUAUGCUUGGAACUUGGUUGUGGAUUUGUUGGGCAAGAAUGGUCUGUUUGAUGCAAUGUGGGAUGCUAUUAAGUCCAUGAGGAAAGAAGGCUUGCUGUCGUUGGCUACCUUUGCGUCUGUUUUUAGUAGUUAUGUGGUAGGGAAUCGUGUACAGGAUGCAUUAAUGACAUUUGAGGUAAUCGAUCAGUAUGGUGUGCCGAGGGAUGUUGUGGCGUUGAAUUCACUGCUGAGUGCAAUUUGCAGAGAAGGGAAGACACCAGAGGCAAACGACUUUUUUGUUGUUGCAAGGAAUACACUUAGGGUGGACGCGGAUUCGUAUGCAAUUUUGUUGGAGGGGUUGGAAAACGAGGGUGAUGUGGGUAGAGCUAGGCAGAUUUUUUCGGAGAUGGUGGCUGACAUUGGCUGGGAUCCAAGGAACGUGCCUGCUUAUGAUUCAUUCCUGAGUACUCUGCUUAAGGGUCCUGAAGGUGUUCACGAGGCAUUGAAAUAUUUAAAUACAAUGACAGUUAGGGGAUGUUACCCUGGGAUGAAAUUCUUUAAGUUUGCAAUUGAUGUAUGUGUGAGGAAGAGUGAUGCAAAAGGAGCUACACUGCUUUUGGAGGCGAUGGUUGGUAAAAAUGUUUGUAGGCCAGAUACAGGAAUGUAUAAUUCAUUGAUUUCGUUGUAUUGUAAUCUCAAGGAUUUUGAUUUUGCUAAAAGUUUGUUAGAUGAGAUGGUUUAUAAUGGGGCUUUCCCUGAUUCUGAAACUUACAACCUACUGUUUCACUUUUUAAUUAGAUGCAAAAGGCUGAGAGAGGCUACUCCAAUCUUUAAUGAGAUGGUGAAAAAUGAGUAUGUGCCUAUACUGGCAGACUGCAGUGCCGCAGUUAAGGCCUACAUAGAAGUUAAGGAUCCUCGUAUGGCAAUUAGGAUAUGGAGAUGCAUGGUUGAAAAUUAUAGUUCGGAUUUGGAGGAAACCAGUAAUUUGUUGGUUUUGGGGCUUCGAGACAUCAAUUGGGUUCCUGAAGCAGUUAAAUUUGCUGAGGAUGUGAUAGAAAGAGGAAUCAAAAGUGGAAAACACAUUAGGUUUUCCUCAUAUGGUGCUGCUACCUUUGUAAAUUGUAGGUAUCAAAACUGUUGCCUUGAGAGGAAAUUUAAGAACAAGUCAGACCCUGUUGCAGAUGAUAAAGAGUUUUAG
Molecule: messenger RNA, 1584 nt
Organism: Fraxinus pennsylvanica
Lineage: Eukaryota; Viridiplantae; Streptophyta; Magnoliopsida; Lamiales; Oleaceae
Source: the annotation of a GenBank genome assembly